Molecule: messenger RNA, 1116 nt
Organism: Besnoitia besnoiti
Lineage: Eukaryota; Apicomplexa; Conoidasida; Eucoccidiorida; Sarcocystidae
Product: putative DP-fucose transporter
Exons: 8
Coding region: 1-1116 (371 amino acids)
Biological process (GO): UDP-glucose transmembrane transport
Cellular component (GO): Golgi apparatus; cis-Golgi network; endoplasmic reticulum-Golgi intermediate compartment
Molecular function (GO): antiporter activity
Source: RefSeq, a predicted model, not a curated record
AUGGGUUCCCUCAGAGCCCAGGGCGGGGUUCGAACAUUCCUGCCGUCGUCGGCGUCGCAGACAGGUCAUCGGCUUCCCGUCAUCGAACUGACCGGGGUGGCUAGGAAUCAAUCAGACGCUGUGCGGAGUUAUUCUUCUCAGAACAAACAGGGCAGCAAUGGCAGAUUGUCUUGCAUUCACGUCAUCUGCAUCGCUUCCACAGUGUGCGUGUGGUAUGCUUCAAGUCUUAUCCUCACGGCGGCGAAUAAGUACACGUUUGAUACUCUGCAGAUACCGCUCCCCUUGUCGGUCACCUUCCUUCACUUCUCUUUCAUCGCUUUGAUUCUGCGCCUUUGCUUCUGUGCCUUCCCCACUCUGUUUCCGCCGUUGCCUUCUUUGCCUCUGUCAUCUCUGCUUUCGCUGAUAGCACCGAUGGCAAUUUUGGCUGCAGCAGACGUUGCGCUAACCAAUUUCUCUUAUCACUUGAUCCCUAUAAGUACACUCACGCUCAUCAAGUCGUCUCUUGUCUUUUUCACGUAUCUCCUUUCGAUCGCAUGUGGCUUGGAACCGUUCAAACUCAACACAUUCGCAACAGUGGUUGUCAUAAUGGUGAGCAUCUGCCUAACAGUCCCCGAAAUGAAAGUGAAGAGGUUGCUUGGAGUUGCUGUCGCGUUUGGCGCCGUUUUCGUUGGAGCUUUGAGAUGGGUCCUGGUCCAUCGAGCCUUCAAGCUCUACCCAAAUCUCUCCAUCUUACAACUAUUACUUCUCAUGCAGCCCAUGGCAAGUAUCGCCCUGUCUCCUGUAGUUGCGUUUUACGAGCUUCCUCAUUUUAUAGAUUCUCUUGCAGACUUAUUCGAUCCAUCAAGGCUAUUCGCAGCGGCUGUUGUGACAGCCUCAGGCGUCGUCGUCGCCGUUGUCGUCGUCUUUUCGGAGUUCCAAGUCGUCAGCCUGACGUCGUCAGUUUCACUAUGCAUCGCCGGCGUAGGCAAGGAAAUACUGACAAUCAUAAUGUCUAUGGUCAUCUUCGAUGAAGUGCUGUCCUCCCUGGUUCUGCUGGGCACCGCGUGUUUUCUGCACCUGAUGGUGUGUUGCGCUCAGUGUCUUCAAUCGCGGGAAUACUAUAUUACUGUUGGCUAA